Cydia splendana is the source of this 5605-nucleotide messenger RNA. RefSeq names its product ATP-dependent zinc metalloprotease YME1L-like (gene YME1L). The record is from RefSeq and is a predicted model, not a curated record. Lineage: Eukaryota; Metazoa; Arthropoda; Insecta; Lepidoptera; Tortricidae. The transcript is spliced from 15 exons. Gene Ontology annotation, molecular function: ATP-dependent peptidase activity; ATP binding; metalloendopeptidase activity. Gene Ontology annotation, cellular component: mitochondrial inner membrane. Gene Ontology annotation, biological process: protein quality control for misfolded or incompletely synthesized proteins; mitochondrion organization. Bases 219 to 2525 code for a protein of 768 amino acids.
UAAAUACAUCAAUAAUUCGUUUACUUAUUCAAUCUUUUUGUCGAAAAAUGUAAUACUAUCGAGUCAGUGGCAUCAUAAUUCUUAUUCAAGUCUGACCCAUAGAGGUCAUAGAAGAAAUGUGUCUGUUCGCCAUAUUUUGCUACGAAAAUUAAGUUUGACGUAAGAGCCUACAAAAUUUUCGAGUGCACUCGCUAAACACAAAUCCAGCUACAUGUAACAUGUUCUCACUGAACUCCAUAAACACCCAAAAUCAGAUUUUAGUUAGUUUUAGCCAACUAUCGGCCCGCUACUCCAGUGUUUUCAGGCACAGAAAGCACAGUUAUGAUAAAAACAAGAAUGUUAAACGGAAAGAGAGCGCGGCGUUGACUUAUGAUGCAACAAUUUGCAAGGAAAGCUUUGAAGAGGCGAUCAAGAAUUUGGACAAAGAUGUCUUAGUGGAAUUGAAGAAAGUGGACAUCCGCUCGCUUGCAUCAUCCCCUCGCGUCUCAAGAGACACAGAACGGUGUCUAUCGCCUAGAAAGAUCUCUUAUGUAUCAGCAGAUUCCUUUGAGAAAAAUAAAAAUGGUUGGUCGGCCCAACCUCCACCAAGAGGUUUCCUCAGCUUCACAGAUCAGUUUGUGGGGUUAUUAUCAAGUAGUAUCCAGCAGAGGGGCUUCGAUAUCCAAGUGCGAGGCUUCAAGACGGAGAGAGGGAUCCAUGCGGACCUGAAACGGAACCCGAACUUGAUUAAUAGACUGCGUAAGUUCUUCGGGUUUGCAGCAGAGCCCCCUACCAGUAAGGACAAGCAGGCUUUGGGACCAGAUGUGGCCCCGCGCCUUGAGAAGCUGCUAGGAGAUGACUCGCCUCUCACUAGCCAGCAGAAAGACAAGAUCAAGAUUGCCUUUGCUGAGGGAUAUUUAGCUGGUUCCCACCCAGACAACGCGCGCGGCACCAAGGCCUCCAAGUACCUGAAGGUGGUGCAGCAGCUGCUGACCAUCGUGCUGUUCCUGGCCAUCUUCGUCAGCCUCAUGGCCUCCGUCAGCGGCACUGUGUUCCGGAUUCAGUUGGGCAACCAGGUGGAGGUGGAUCCCGAAGACAUCUCGGUGACAUUUGAUGAUGUGAAGGGUGCUGACGAGGCCAAACAGGAGCUGAAGGAUGUGGUGGAAUUCCUAAAGUCCCCUGAGAAGUUCUCAUCGCUCGGCGGCAAGCUGCCCAAGGGCGUGCUGCUAGUGGGUCCUCCGGGCACCGGCAAGACGUUGUUGGCGCGAGCGGUGGCCGGCGAAGCGAGGGUGCCGUUCUUCCACGCCGCCGGACCUGAGUUCGAUGAGAUACUUGUUGGACAGGGGGCGAGAAGAGUCAGAGAUUUGUUUAAAGCGGCAAAGGAGCGAGCGCCGUGUGUGAUAUUCAUUGACGAAAUCGAUUCUGUCGGAGCCAAGAGAACCAACAGCGUUCUACAUCCAUACGCCAACCAGACCAUUAACCAGCUUCUGUCAGAGAUGGACGGCUUCCACCAGAACGAGGGGGUCAUAGUCCUGGGCGCCACCAACCGCCGGGAUGACUUGGACCAGGCUCUGCUCAGGCCGGGACGUUUCGACGUGGAGGUGAACGUGCCAACACCGGACUACGGCGGUCGCCGCGACAUCCUCGACCUGUACCUGGGCCGCGUGACGGCCAACCCCGACGUGAACAGCGACGUGCUCGCUCGAGGGACCACGGGCUUCACCGGCGCCGACCUGGAGAACAUGGUCAACCAGGCCGCGCUCAAGGCAGCGAUCGACGGCGCAAAGACAGUCACAAUGAAGUAUCUAGAAGACGCCCGCGACAAGGUGCUGAUGGGUCCGGAGAGACGUUCCCGGCUGCCUGAUGAGGAGGCCAACACCAUCACCGCGUACCACGAGGGCGGACACGCGCUGGUAGCUUAUUACACCAAGGACGCGCACCCCCUGCACAAGGUGACCAUCAUCCCGCGCGGGCCGUCGCUGGGCCACACGGCCUACAUCCCCGCCAAGGAGCGCUACCACGUCACCAAGCAGCAGCUGCUGGCCAUGAUGGACACCAUGAUGGGCGGCCGAGCUGCUGAGGAGCUGGUCUUCGGCCCUGACAAGAUUACUUCAGGGGCCUCAUCGGACCUGAAGCAAGCCACCUCCAUCGCCCAGCACAUGGUGCGCGAGUGGGGCAUGAGCGAGCGAGUAGGGCUCCGCAGUAUGGAGACGUCGAGGGGGCAACAGUCACACACGCUGGGACCUCAGACCAAUGAACUAGUGGACACGGAGAUCAAGAAGUUGUUGACAGAGAGUUACGAGCGCGCGAAGAAUAUCCUUCGGACGCACGCCAAGGAACACAAGGCGCUCGCCGAGGCGCUGCUCAAAUAUGAAACUCUGGACUUGGAGGACAUCAAAGCCAUAGUGAACGGCGACAAGCCGGCUCCCGAGAAGAGCCGCUCCACCCGGGAGCCGGCGGGGGCGGCGGCGCCGGCGAGCCCGCAGCCCGCGCCCGCGCCCGCGCCGCUGCUGCCGCCGCGCCCGCCGCACGCGCAGCCCGCGUAACAGCCGGGCCACAUCGCAGCUGGAGGGACGUUAGAAGUGUCUUUGAAAAUUUUGCAGGCGCCAUAAAAUGCUUCCAAAUCAAUAAAAAUAAGCAAAACUCAAAACUGACACCACGCUAGUGAAACAGGAGAUGUAACCAUUAAUUAUUAAGGACUGAUAUUACAUAUUCAUAUUAUUUCAUCUUGGUUUUUAUUUAGACUAAAGAGAAUUUAGUAUAGACGCGGAUUGUCAAAGCAAAUUUUGGUCGCUCGCUCGACCAGAUGGCGCCAUACCUUUAGCCUAUACUCGUGUAGAUGGGCGACACUUUUUGAUAUUUAUCUUAUUUAAUACAUCAGUGAAAAAACAAGGAUCCAAGUCAAAUGGCGUUCUAAAAGUUUUAAUCAUGUGUCGAAAGAUGGCAAUAAAUUUACUGUGACUACGAAAUUUACUUUGACAAUUCGUCUCUAUACGAAAUUCUGUUUGAUUUAGACAUAACUUCAAUCGUUUCGGCUUUGUCGUGUUGGCAUACAAUAUUUAACACCGCAUACAAUAUUUUUUUCUAUUGGGAAAUAAAAUAUUAAUAAAUAAAACAAAUAUGAAUAAAUAGAUUAUUAGAUAAAUUGAGUUUCAGGAUGUUUUUGAAAAUACAGUAAGUAUAAAGAGUCGUUGCCGUUUCUACGAUAUGUCAUAGAAGCCUUAGACAUUUGAAGUGUUAAGUAUUAUUUUUGAACUUAGAUACACAUUUUUACUUUAGGGUGGUAUUCGACGUGUCCAAUGUCAGUACGUCUCACUCUCUCAUUAAAGCAAAAUGUGAGAGGCAAUACACAUUUGACAAAGGAAUAAGAUAGAUGGAAUACCACCCUUUACCGUAUGGGCCUUUACGGGCAUUUCAUAAUUUGUCCGUUGAGUAUAGUUUUCAUUUUAUUAAAUUGUUUUAUGUACCAUUGACCGGGGUGACUUUCAAAUGCAGGGGCGACUUUCAAAUUCUAAUUUUUAAGCCAUAAUAUAUAUUUAUGCGAGAUUUUUUACAGUAGGUGAAUAUGAAUAUAUAGUAAUCUAACUAGUUACAGGAACAUUUUCAGUAAAUAAUGGUAACUCUAUGGCCGUUUUAAAUCUAUCAAAGUAACCCCAAAUUUUCUAAAGUCACCCCGAUCUACGGUACCUAAUGGUAAAAGAAAUUGUAUAAGCUAUUAUUGUCAUAGUUUCAUCAUAUUUCUAUAAAUCAUUAGGAUCAUAUUUUUCAAAUCUUCGACCAUUAUUAAUACCAUUUAAUAUGAAUAUGAUAAUGUAAUAUCAGCCUAAAGUUAGUAAACAAUAUGGGGAAAAAAGUACGAAAUCGUUUUUUUGUAAGUAGUUGACAUUAUUUGAGAUUAACGAUUUUUAUUUUUACAUAAACAUCUGUAAAAUAUCGACCUUACGGUCUAAGCGAUAAAUAUCAGAUUGCAACAUUAUUUUAUGUAAUUUUCGCUUGUCUCAAAAAAGUAGUAACAAUCACUGGGUUUUAAUCUGAUUACUUUUCUGCGUAAUAUGAAUUAUUAUGCUUGCAUAAAAAUAUUGCAACUACCUACAAUAAUUAGACGAACUGUUACAAAUAUAACAUUCCUUAGGCAAAAUGUAACAUGUAUUUUCGAAAGACCGAGUGAAACUUUUUGUCUGAGAACUACACAAAUGAAAUUAAAAUAGUAAAAAGGAAAUUACUGUAAAUCCAUAUAAACUAUACACCAAGGGUGCAGAAGUCACUGUUCUGGCUUCCAAAAUGUAUACUCUGUAUCUUUAGGUAUUGAAAUAAAAGUAAAUAAAAUCUACCCUCAAAUUGCUCCUUAAGCCAGUUGAGGGUAGAUGAAAACAUUACAUGAUCAAAUAAUGUAGGUUAAAGUCAGGGCGUUCAGUGACUGAUCCAGGCGGUUUUGUAUCUGGUUGGUUAACCAAUAAAUGUUAUAACUACCUACCCGAAAAUGUACAAUUUAUCAUGGUAUAAUAAUAUACUCCGCCUGGUACUCCAUUCCCGUCUUUUCUAGGUCACCUAACUGACACAAGCCUACGUCAUCAUGCGACAGCGCUAUAUGAUAAUAUGCGAUAGCGCUAUAUAUAGCGGCCAUGUUGUUGUGACGUAGGCCUGUGUCACUCUGGGAAUAGAAGACCAUGUUUUAUUAGACUAUGCAAUUUAUUUGUUUACUUUUAUUUAAAUACCUAAAGAUACAAACUAUAGUCGUAGUACACUGCCAGUUUAACUAGUAUAAAGAACGACCCGUGGCCGGGUGGUCUAGUGGUCGACGUUAGCCGCGUAAGCUGACGCGGGUUCGAUUCCCGCCUCGGCCACCGGUGGACUUAGUCACUUUGUCUUUGUAUGUGUAUGAUAUCUAAAUCAGUUUAUAGUAAAAAGAAAUUAAUAUACAGAUUUAAAAGAAAUCUAUAGAACUUCUUACAAACUCAAAUAUAAAAUAUUGGCCUUAAAUAAAUACAGUACAAUGACAUAUUUCAUUUAACUCAAAUUAACUACAUAAGGUGUCUUGAAGCAAAACUAUUCGUGGUGAAAUAAAAAUAAUCUAUGUAUUUAUGUUACUUGGUUUUGUAAACUUAUUGACUGCUUGGUGUACUUCGAUAGAGUCAGACCAAGAAUAUAACACUUGCACUGCGUGUGCUAUCAAAAUCGUUGCAGACUUGUCUCGGUCUGACUAUUUUGUUUUCUUUAAAAAUAUAUAUAAAAAUAAAGUUACACAUCUGAAACACAAUAAUAUGGACACGUGCUUAAAGAAUAUUUUGAGGUUUAAAAAAUGAAUUUAUGGGCUACCUAUAGCCAGGUUUUUGUUAAAUAGUCUACUUUUUUUAGGUAUUUUAACAAACCAACACCAAAAUCUUCACUUCAUUUUAGCCAAUCACAACACAAGGUUUUCUUUGUUUACUUUAUUUUAAAUACCUAAAAGAAUGUAUUCACUUUAAAAGCGAAAUAGAUUUUCUAAUCCUUCAAAAAAAACUCCACCUUAGGACCCAUCUAUCUCUUCCAAAGUUAUAUCUUCUUAGACUGUAUAUAAUAUAUUAUUUUAAUAAGGUUAUAGGAUGCAAUAUUAUACGGCGAAAUAUUAUUUACUCCGAAAUGUUUA